Messenger RNA from Acipenser ruthenus (sterlet), 5784 nucleotides. Its product is annotated as dynein axonemal heavy chain 10-like. The record is from RefSeq and is a predicted model, not a curated record. Gene Ontology annotation, biological process: microtubule-based movement. Gene Ontology annotation, cellular component: dynein complex. Gene Ontology annotation, molecular function: dynein light intermediate chain binding; dynein intermediate chain binding; minus-end-directed microtubule motor activity. Lineage: Eukaryota; Metazoa; Chordata; Actinopteri; Acipenseriformes; Acipenseridae.
GUCCCUAUGAGAAAAAAUAAUAAUACAUGAAAACGCUAUUCGAUAUGAUCCAAAUCAAUUAUGGUGUUAUUGUAUUACUUGUACAACAACAUUACAAUGUAUUUAAUAGCAGUAUAAAACUUAAUUCAAGUGUUUCACAUACUGUACGAAACACAUCACCCUGGCCAUAGCAACCUGUCGAGGUAGCAACUGCGAAGGAAGUGUAGAAAAGAGUAACAGGAAGUAACGUGCCUGUUGUUACCUUAGCAACGCAAGGUUCUAAACGACGCUAAGAAUUUCAUUGAGAUGGCAAAGUAGGGUUAUGUUCGAAUUUAUUUAUUUAUAUAUAUAUCUGUUUUACGUAUAUAAUAUCAAUAGAAUAAGCUACACAAAAUGUCGUUAGACGAUCCUCGUGUGGAGUCGAUACGAGACCGUGUUUGUGGAUCCUUUUACCUCCCGGACGCGGGUUGUUUCGAUGAGCUUUUGAGCAGAGGCGAAGGGGAACAGGAGCAGAAAAUACUUGGGUUUCUGAAUAACACCACCACAGAGGAGACGGCUUCGGCACUGCUGUUCUUUAAAACAAUCCGGGAGGAGCAGAUAGAGAUUGAAGUAGUGAUCGAUUAUGUUAACAAUCAAUUUCUCGUCUCGGACAACUUCUAUGGAUCUCCAAAGAAACUUGGAGGCAAGUGUAGAGAAACGAACUAAAGACACGUAUGGACCCCCCCUGGGAAAGAGGCUUUUAAUCUUCAUGGAUGAUCUGAACAUGCCCAGGGUGGACGAUUAUGGCACUCAGCAGCCUGUUGCACUUCUGAAGCUGCUGUUGGAGAAAGGUGGAAUGUACGAUCGCGGGAAAGAAUUGAACUGUAAAUUUCUGCGUGACCUUGGCUUUAUAGCUGCAAUGGGGAAGGCAGGUGGCGGCCGCAAUGAAGUGGACCCCAGAUUCAUUUCCCUCUUCACUGUUUUCAAUGUGCCGUUCCCUGAAGAGGAAUCUCUACACUUGAUUUACACCUCCAUUCUGAAGGGACACACUAAGGCAUUUGAGGUUGAAAUUCAAGAUAUUUGUGACAAGCUCAUUUUCUGCACAUUAGAGCUUUAUAAAGUCAUCAUUAGAGAUCUGCCUCCAACACCGUCCAAAUUCCACUACAUUUUCAACCUGAGAGACCUGUCCAGGGUUUCCAAUGGACUGACUCUAACCACACCGGAGAGAUUCCUCACUGUCACCCAGUUUGUCAGAGUCUGGAGGAACGAGUGUCUCCGAGUUUUUCACGACAGGCUCAUCAACGAAACUGACAAAACGCUGGUUCAAGACCACAUCAAGAACUUAAUAGAAGAGCACUUUAAAGCUGGGACGGAGACGGUUCUGAGAGAUCCCAUUCUGUUUGGAGACUACAGGACAGCACUGAACAAUGCAGAACCCCGAGUGUAUGAAGACAUUCAGGACUACGUUGCAGCCAAAGCUUUAUUUCAGGAAAUUCUUGAAGAGUACAAUGAGACAAAAACACGCAUGAACUUGGUUCUGUUUGAUGACGCACUGGAGCACUUAACACGAGUCCACCGAAUCAUCAGAAUAACCCGCGGUCACGCUCUGCUUGUGGGUGUGGAAGGAUCUGGGAAGCAAUCCUUAACAAAACUUGCUGCAUUUACAGCUGGAUGCGAGGUGUUUGAAAUCACAUUGAGUCGUGGUUAUGGUGAGAACAACUUCCGUGAAGAUCUUAAAACUCUGUACUUGAAGCUGGGCAUCGAGAAUAAGAAGACGGUCUUUCUGUUCACUGAUGGGCACGUGGCAGAGGAGGGUUUCCUGGAGCUGAUCAAUAACAUGUUAACAUCAGGUAUUGUGCCGGCGCUUUUCCCAGAUGAGGAGAAGGAAUCUAUUCUGGGACAAGUCCGGGAUGAAGCUGCUAAACACGGGGUAGGACCUGCCAAGGAAAGCGUUUGGCAGUAUUUUGUAAACAAGAGUGCCAACAACCUGCACGUUGUCUUGGGCAUGUCCCCCGUCGGCGACACAUUGAGGACCCGGUGCAGAAAUUUCCCAGGGCUGGUGAACAACACUGGGAUUGACUGGUUCCUGCCUUGGCCUCCACAGGCUUUGCAUGCCGUUGCUCAGUCCUUCCUCGGAGAUAAUCAGAUGAUCCCUUCCCAGCACACAGACUCAGUGAUUGGACAGUCUGUGGGGAACUUCAGUAAGAAGUUCCAGCAGAAACUGAGGCGCAGCAACUACGUGACUCCGAAAAACUACCUGGAUUUCAUCAGCACCUACACCAAACUGCUGGACGAUAAGGAUCAAUACAUCCUGGCCCAAUGCAAACGCCUGGAGGGUGGCUUGGAUAAACUGAAGGAGGCCAGUUUACAGUUGGCUGAUCUCAACCUGAAGCUGGCUGAACAGAAAGUGGUUUUAGCUGAGAAGUCUACAGCCUGUGAGGUCCUGCUGAUGGAAAUCUCCACCAAUACUGCUGUCGCCGAGGAGAAGAAGAAACUGGCAGAGGACAAAGCACUGGAGAUUGAAGAGCAGAACAAGGUGAUCGCAGUGGAGAAGAAGGACGCAGAGAGCUCAUUGGCUGAGGCUUUACCUGCACUGGAAGCUGCAAGGCUGGCUCUGCAAGACCUGGAUAAGUCGGACGUCACUGAGAUCAGUAAUUUGGUGGCCAGACUGGAAAGAAACUAUUUCUAGAGCAAGCGAGAGCUGGAGAGGAUUCAGAACGAGCUGGCGACCAUACAGAGAGAGUUAAAAGCUCUUGGGGAAAAAUAUGAGGCAGACAUAAGAGAGAAGCAGCAGCUACAGGAGGAAGCAGAGAUCAUGGAGAGGAGGCUGAUCGCUGCAGACAAGCUCAUCUCAGGCUUGGGCUCAGAAUACAUUAGGUGGGGAUCAGAGGGCCUGCCUCCAGAUGAUCUCUCUGUUCAGAACGGUAUUCUCACCACUCGGGCCAGCCGCUUCCCCCUGUGUAUCGACCCCCAGCAGCAAGCCUUAAACUGGAUCAAGAAGAAGGAGGAGAAGAACAAUCUGAAGGUCUCCUCAUUUAACGAUCCAGAUUUCCUCAAGCAGCUGGAAAUGGCUAUUAAGUAUGGCUUCCCAUUCCUUUUCCAAGAUGUGGACGAGUACAUCGAUCCAGUGAUUGACAACGUUCUGGAAAAGAACAUUAAAGGCGCUCAGGGACGCCAGAUUAUUCUCCUUGGGGACAAGGAAGUAGACUACGACCCAAACCUUAAACUCUACCUCAACACCAAACUGGCAAAUCCAAAAUACUCCCCAUCAGUAUUUGGAAAAGCAAUGGUCAUUAACUACACAGUUACGUUGAAAGGACUGGAGGACCAGCUGCUGAGUGUGAUCGUGGGGUUUGAGCGCAAGGAGCUUGAAGAGCAGAGAGAGCGUCUCAUUCAGGAGACGAGCGAGAACAAGAAGCUACUGAAGGACCUGGAGGACUCUCUGCUCCGAGAGCUGGCCACUUCCACAGGAAACAUGCUGGACAACGUAGAGCUCGUCCACACCCUGGAGGAGACCAAAACCAAGGCCACGGAGGUCUCAGAGAAAUUGAAGCUGGCAGGGAAAACAGCAGUGGACAUCGACAAGCUCCGUGAUGGGUACAGGCCCGCUGCCAAGAGAGGUGCCAUUUUAUUCUUUGUGCUGGCUGAGAUGGCGCUGGUAAACACCAUGUACCAGUACUCGCUGGCAUCGUACCUGGAGGUCUUUGAUUUCUCUCUGCGUAAAUCUCUGCCAGACUCCAUUCUGCAAAAAAGACUGAGAAACAUUAUGGACACUCUGACUUAUAAUGUCUAUUACUAUGGCUGCACAGGUUUGUUUGAGAAACAUAAGCUGCUGUUCUCAUUUAAUAUGACCAUCAAGAUAGAACAGGCAGAAUUCAGAGCGCCCCAGAAUGAACUGGACUUCUUUCUAAAGGGAAACCUCUCCCUAGAGAAGAGCAAGCAUAAGAAGCCCUGCUCCUGGCUCCCAGAUCAGGGCUGGGAGGACAUUAUCCGCCUGGCUGAGCUCUUCCCCCAGGAAUGCGGCACUCUGCCUGACGAUGUGGAGAAACACGAUGCAGAGUGGAAAUCAUGGUAUGAUUUAGAUAGCCCAGAACAAGCUGCCUUUCCAAUGAAAUACAAGGACAACCUGACCAGCUUCCAGAAGCUGCUGCUGCUGCGCUGUUUCCGCAUCGACCGAGUCUACCGGGCAGUGACUGAUUAUGUAACGCUGACUAUGGGAGAAAAGUAUGUCCAGCCUCCUGUGAUCAGUUUUGAAGCCAUAUUCGAUCAGAGCACCCCCAAUUCUCCCAUCGUGUUCAUCCUGAGCCCCGGCUCAGACCCUGCCAGUGACCUCAUGAAGCUGGCGGAGAGAACAGGCUUCGGGGGGAGCAGGCUCAAGUUCCUGGCAAUGGGGCAAGGGCAGGAAAAGGUACAGUGGCUGGAGACUGCAGUGUCUCGUGGCUAGUGGCUAAUGCUACAGAACUGUCACUUACUGGUUAAGUGGCUCAAGGACUUGGAGAAGUCAUUGGAGAGAGUCAGCAAGCCACACCCUGAUUUCCGGCUGUGGCUCACCACUGAUCCAACCAAGGGCUUCCCAAUCGGAAUACUCCAGAAGUCAUUAAAGGUGGUGACUGAACCUCCUAAUGGGCUGAAGCUGAAUAUGAGAGCCACAUACUUCAAGAUCUCCUAUGACAUGCUGGAAGGGUGCCCACAUCCUGCUUUCAAAUCCCUGGUCUAUGUGCUGGCCUUCUUUCACGCUGUGGUGCAGGAGAGGAGGAAAUACGGAAAAAUCGGCUGGAACGUUCCUUACGAUUUCAAUGAGUCUGACUUCCAGGUCUGCAUGGAAAUCCUGAAUACAUACCUAACAAAAGCUUUCAAUCAAGCCGAUAGCAAGAUCCCAUGGGGAAGUCUGAAGUACCUGAUCGGAGAGGUGAUGUACGGGGGGAGAGCCAUUGACAGCUUUGAUCGCAGGAUUCUCAUGGUAUACAUGGAUGAGUAUUUGGGGGAUUUCAUAUUCGACACCUUCCAGCCUUUUCAUUUCUUUCAAAAUGACGAGGUUGACUACAGGAUUCCAAAAGACGGCCCCAAAGAUGAUUAUGUUGAGGAAAUAGAAUCUCUUCCACUUGCUAACACUCCUGAAGUGUUUGGCCUUCACCCUAAUGCUGAAAUCGGUUACUACACCCAGGCUGCCAGAGACAUGUGGAAACACCUGAUAGAACUGCAGCCACAGACAGGAUGCUUUGUGUCGGGUCUUUAUCUCGAAGGGGCUGACUGGAGCACUGAGAAGUCAUGUUUAAUCAGGAGUAAACCCAAAGUCCUGGUGGUCGAACUGCCCAUUCUUAAAGUCAUUCCCAUUGAGUCGCACCGCCUCAAACUUCAGAACACAUUAAGGACACCUGUGUACGCCACAUCCAUGAGAAGAAAUGCAAUGGGAGUCGGCCUGGUGUUUGAUUCUGAUCUUUCCACCACAAAACACAUCUCCCACUGGGUACUGCAGGGGGUCUGUCUCUCUCUGAACUCGGAUUAAAACUGUUAGGAAACAGCACUUUUUUUUUUUUUUGUUUGUUUUAAUAAAAUAUAUAUUAAAUUAUAUUAUUUGUCAUUUGACAUAGUUUAUUAUAAAUGUUCUUUGAUACUUUAGUUCACCGUUAUCCCAUUUUGUGCCUUACAUUUAAAGAUGUACUGACUGUUUGUUGCGUACUGUACAAUUGUUAAAAAAUCUUUUUAUAUACUUUGUUAAAGCCUGGUUUUUGUUUUUUUAUUUACUUUAAGGAUUUUGUACUUACCAGGGUUUGUAUUUUCUAGAACUGUAAAGGAGAAAUAAAUACAUUAUUAUUAAUAUCUAUC